Pseudopodoces humilis (Tibetan ground-tit) is the source of this 5035-nucleotide messenger RNA. It is a transcript of the gene CAPN6, whose product is annotated as calpain 6. Gene Ontology annotation, molecular function: calcium-dependent cysteine-type endopeptidase activity. Gene Ontology annotation, biological process: proteolysis. Lineage: Eukaryota; Metazoa; Chordata; Aves; Passeriformes; Paridae. The record is from RefSeq and is a predicted model, not a curated record. Gene Ontology annotation, cellular component: cytoplasm.
UUCCAGCCAGCUGGAUUUGUGUGGCAGGAGCGCACGAGGCUCUGCGCUUUCGGUCAGCUCGGAGCUUUCCUGGUGUCCCUGGGACAUCCCUGGCAGAGUUAUCCCAAUACACACCCCCCUGGAGAUGUGAUCGUGGUACAGCCCAGAGAAUUCCAGGUUAAAAAGCUGAGGGAUCAGUGUUUGCAGGAGCCACUUUGGAGCUGGAUGUGCCCCGAGCAGCGUCUGACCCCAGCCAGGCAAGGAAGGGGAGAUACAUCUCUAAUUCCAGCCUGUGUCCAGAAGGAAGGGGAAAGGAGCUGACACAGAGGGCCUUUCCAAAACAGGGAAGAUGUCUUCAUCAGUGCAACUCUUCCGAGAUCAGAGGUACCAGGAGCUGAAGGGGCAGUGCCUCCAGCAGGGCCGGCUCUUUGAGGAUCCCGAGUUUCCAGCCUCACAUGAAUCCCUUUACUAUGACUCAGCAGCAAAAGGGAAAGUGGAAUGGAAGCGGCCAAAGGACCUCUGUGAAGAUCCCCACCUGCUUGUGGACGGAAUGAGCUCCCAUGACUUCCACCAGGGCAAGCUGGGGAACUGCUGGUUUGUGGCUGCCUGCUCCUGCCUGGCUCUGAGGAAAAGCCUCUGGCAGCAGGUGAUUCCAGACUAUAAUGAGCAGGAAUGGGACCCCAAAAACCCAAGGAAAUACGCUGGGAUUUUCCGAUUCCGUUUCUGGCGCUUUGGAGAGUGGACAGAGGUGGUGGUUGAUGAUCUGCUGCCAACAGAGAAUGGGGAGCUGAUCUACUGCCAUUCCAACGUGAGAAAUGAAUUCUGGAGUGCUUUGCUGGAGAAAGCUUAUGCUAAGCUGGCUGGAUCCUACCAAGCCCUGGAUGGAGGCUGUGCUGCAGAAGCCCUGGUGGAUUUCACUGGAGCAGUGGCAGAAUCCAUCAAUUUGGCAGAGGGCAGAUAUGGUGAGGUUAUUUAUGAGCAGAUGAAGCUGUUUGAAGACUUGAUGAAAGUGCAUAAAAGAGGAGGGUUCAUCAGCUGCUCCAUUUCGGAGUCCUCUGGCCGCCCCAGCGAAGCAGAGACAGAGCUGGGGCUCAUCGUGGGCCAUGCCUAUUCCGUGACUGCCAUCGGGAAGCUGCGCCUCGGAGAGAGGCUCCUGCUCUCCUUCAAGGCAGAAAAGCUGUUCAUGGUCAGGCUGAGGAAUCCCUGGGGGAAAAAAGAGUGGCACGGUGCUUGGAGCGACAGUUCUGAAGAGUGGAAGAAAGUCAGCGAUUCUGAGCGCAAGAAUUUGGGGCUGACUGUUGAGAACGAUGGGGAGUUCUGGAUGACGUUUGAGGACUGGUGUAAGAAUUUCACAGAUGUGGACAUCUGCAGGACUGUGAACACCUCCUACUUCAGCCUCCACAAGACCUGGGAGAAGGAAAUGAUGUAUGGGGCUUGGACAAAGCAUCCAGAGCCUCUGCUGAACCGAUCUGGGGGCUGCUUUGAUAACAGAGAGACCUUCCUGCAGAACCCCCAGUACCUCUUUGAUGUUAAGAAGGUGGAGGACAAAGUGUUGGUGUCAUUGCAGCAGGAGGAUCGCCGCCAGUACAAGAAAGAAGGGAGAGGAGAGAACAUCACAAUUGGCUUUGAAAUACUCAAGGUGGAGGACAACAGGAGGUACAGGCUGCACAAGCUCACGGUGCAGGAGAGAGUGGCCACGUCUCCCUACUCCAACACACGCAGCGUGUUCCUGAGGAGGAACCUCCAGCAAGGCCGCUACGUCCUCAUCCCAACCACCUACAUCCCAGGUGUCCCCACAAAAUUCAUCCUCAGGCUCUACACAGAUGUGCCCUCAAAACUCAGGGAGCUGAAGGCAGACAGGCCAAAAAUGACGUGUUGGAGUCUCCUUUGUGGCUACCCACGCAGAGUCACCCAAAUCAAGGUCCACUCUGCAGAGGGUUUGCAGAAACAAGACGGAUCAGGAGGAGCAGAUCCCUACGUGCUCAUCAAGUGUGAGAACCAAAGCCGGCGCUCCCCGGUGCAGCACGGCACCACCAGCCCCGUCUUCAACACCCAGGUGAUCUUCUACAGGAAGGACAUCGACAGUCCUGUCACCAUCCAGGUGUGGGACAGCAGGCUCCUGAGCGAUCAGCUGCUGGGGCAGGCGGUGCUGGCAGCCUCCCCCGGUGAGCCCCGGCAGCAGCAGCGGCUGCGGCUGCAGGGCAGGGCCGGCGGGGAAGCGGCGGCGGUGCCGGCUCUCAUCAGCAUCACGGCUCUCUCCAGCGAUGACCUCGCCGAGCUCUGAGCCCCGCGGAGCCAGACGGAGCUGGCAGCUCCGGGGACGCGGAACAUCAGCAUAAUCGCUUUAAAGGGGAUGGGGGGGAAAAAAGCCCCGCGGCUCUCCACAUUAUCAUUGGUAAUGGGCGGAGAGGCGUUGGGAGAGGGGGGAACGCGUUUUUGUACAUAUCUAUGCUCGUGCGGUAGGAGAGGGGCCAAAUGGAACGCUGGCAGGUAAAUUCAUGAGGAUGUGAGCAUCUUCCCAGCAGGCAGGAAUGGCUGCAGCUCCAUCGGGCACCCACCAGCAGCCUGGGGACUGGCAAGUACAGGGGGAUUCACGGAGAUUUCCAACCACAUAGAAGGAUAUUCAAUUCAAUUUCUUAUAGAUUUCACUACACAUUCGGUGUUUCUGUUCCUUGGUAGAAAUGCCACUACUCGAGGAGCUCAGUCACAGCUCGUGGCCUUAAGACCAGUCUUGCUAGGACAUUAAAAUAGAGGGGCAGAUCUCACAGUGCCUGCUUGAACCCUGCAGCAAAUUAGAGCUUUGUCCACACGAAGGCUCUCAGACUGACUUUCUGAUUCUUCUCCACCUCGAGCUGGUGUCUCACAUCUUGCUAUCUCUGUCCAAGGGCAUCUCACAGUUCAGCUGCGGCUUUGCUCAGAGCACGGAUUCAGUAAUGGGAGCCUCCUUGCAUUGUUUAUGCCACAUAAUGCUAAAAAUGGAGUAACAGCCCUCUUGUUUUGGUAGAUGUUGCACCAGCCUGAAAGAGGAGAAAAUGAGCUCGUGAGAAGGGUGGGUUUGUAAAAGCAGGGUGCUGUUCCCUGGCAGGUGUCAGGUCUCACUCUCAAAAUUGUGCAGUCAUUUAUUGCUGGCAUGGCUGAUGUUCGAUGGAGUUUCACUUGGGUAUCACGGAGGAUGGGUGUUAUUUCACAUUUCCUGCCAGCAGGGGUGAGGUGCCAGCUCUUCCCUUGCCCUGCAGCCCGUGGCAGGGUUCCCUCAGCAGCUGUGUGGGGUGGGCACGCUGGGCACUGACCCUGGCAGUGCAUGGGGCUCCCUGUGCCAGACACUCGGAAAUGGAUUUUACACAGCUGCAGAUUCUGGGUGGUAAAGUGAAGCUGAAGAAUUGUUCUGCCUUUUUCACAGCCAGGAAACUGGGAUUUCUCGUAGCCACUUCAGCCACACUGUGUGAUUUUUACAAUUUAUGAAGUGGCCCUUGACAGAGUUAAUGUUGUCACAGGAGGUUUUGAAGUCUCCUCAGGGCUGUGGUAGGAAAAUGCUUUCUCUGACAUGCAGGGAUGGACUGUGGGGCUGGGAAUGAUGCUGCAGUGCCAUCAGCUUAGCUGCAUGUACCAAGGACACAGAUCCAGCUCUUUUCAGACAGUUUGGCACAGCACAGAUCUUGUCAGAGGUGUGAACUACAAGCCCCACAGGCAAGUGACAUUCUCUGUAAGCUCAUGGCUGCAGGGCUGCUUACUCUCAGAAGUGUUUGUAAACUGAGAUUUCUCUUUUUAAAAGCAUAAACUGUCUCAUACAGACCAGAGCUUGGACAAGGGGAACUGCAAAUGUCAGGGCUGCCCUAAUCCUGCACUGACACCUGUUUGGUCUUUGUUUGACCUUUACUUGUCCUCACACACUGUUCCAGGCUGUGGAGCUGCUUCCCACAGUGUUCCCUAUGGGAUGGGGCCAUCCCCAGGGAUUGGCUUGUCCAGGGCUCAGUGUUUAGCCUGGAAAGAUUUCCACUCCGAGAUGGCACCAGAGGUUUGUGCCUCCCUGCCCCACGAUUUGGCUGAGAAAGCUCCUGAGCCUGCUGAGGGCACAAAGCCACCUCAGCUCCAAGCUGGAUGGGAGUCCCUUGGCUCUUUCCUUGGAGCCCAGAGCCCUGGCCCCCAAUGCCAGCACCCUGUUCCAGCCUCUGUAAAGGGCUGUCCCCAGCAGCAGUGGGACAGAGGGAGUGUGAGCAGCAGUUCUUGGGCAGCCUGGCACGGUGGGAAGUCAGGGUGGGGAGCACAGACACGGUGACUUUCAGGCCUUGAUCAUCGUGCCAGCUCCAGCCAUUGUCCCAGUUCGUCCCUGUGUCACGGGGACAGGCACUGCUGGCCAGUGCUGCCCUGAGGGACUGGCAGUGCUGGGAGCCGCGGGAGGCUCAGCAGGAUGUCCAGACCUCUGCAUUGAUCAAUUCUGGGAACUGUUUGGUUUUUCCAUCAGGAGGAGAUGAUCCAGCCUGGGAACACAGCUGGCUCUGCUGGGUUUCACAUGCUUCUGCCUUCCCAGGUGGAGCAAGGCAAGGGCAGGCUGACAGGGGCUUGUGCUGCUGCGUGCUCCUAAUGUUGUUAGUUAAAAUUGUGCAUUUUUUAACAAUAAUCACCAUGUGGAAAACAUGUUGGGGUUGGUUUUUUGGGAGGGGGGAAGGGCUGCAGUUAUGUACGUACUCCAACCACCUCAAAAAUGAAAACAGCUGCAAAUGGAUGUAAAAUAUUUCAUUGCAACCUUUUGUAACUUUUCAAUACGAAGUGACCUAAAUAAAAUUUUACAAAAAAUACAAUUUUAGCGAUUUCUGCGCCGGCGGCGGCCGCGAGAGGGCGCUCGGUGUCCACCCCCACAGGUGUGACCACGGCCAGGUACUGACACCUGCAACACACCCAGAUAAAAACGGUGUUUAAUUUAUAGAGGAUGCCACUCAUUAUCCUAUACACUCUAUUAUAUCUCUCUAUACACUGUAUUACAGUUACAGAAGCGCCUCUGAGUGUAUAUAAAUAUAUAUAUAUAUAUAUAUAUGCACACUACAUAUACACACCCCAA